UCAGCGCCGGCAGGAUGGCGGCCGACACGCAGGUUUCUGAAACACUGAAGCGUUUUGCAGGGAAGGUGACAACAGCCAGUGUGAAAGAAAGGAGAGAGAUCCUCAGUGAACUGGGGAGAUGUGUUGCUGGAAAAGAUCUGCCAGAGGGAGCAGUGAAAGGGCUCUGCAAGUUAUUCUGUUUGACUUUGCAUCGAUACAGAGAUGCAGCCUCCCGCCGAGCCCUGCAGGCAGCCAUCCAGCAGUUGGCUGAGGCCCAGCCAGAGGCCACUGCUAAGAACCUUCUGCACUCUCUGCAGUCUUCAGGCAUUGGCUCCAAAGCAGGUGUUCCCAGUAAGAGCAGUGGCUCCGCAGCCUUGCUGGCCCUAACCUGGACCUGCCUUCUUGUGCGCAUUGUUUUUCCCUCGAAAGCUAAGCGUCAAGGAGACAUCUGGAACAAACUGGUGGAGGUGCAGUGUCUGCUGCUGCUGGAGGUGCUGGGUGGCUCCCACAAGCAUGCUGUGAAUGGUGCUGUGAAGAAGCUCACCAAGCUGUGGAAAGAGAACCCUGGGCUGGUGGAACAGUACUUGUCAGCUAUUCUCAGCCUAGAACCCAACCAGAACUAUGCUGGCAUGCUGGGGCUGCUGGUGCAGUUUUGCACAAGUCACAAGGAAAUGGUCGUGGUCAAUCAGCACAAGAGUGCACUGCUGGAUUUUUAUGUGAAGAAUGUCCUGAUGAGCAAAGUGAAGCCUCCAAAGUACCUGCUGGAUAACUGUGCUCCUUUGCUCAGAUACAUGACCCAUUCUGAGUUCAAGGAUUUGGUACUGCCCACCAUACAGAAGUCUUUAUUGAGGAGUCCAGAGAAUGUAAUUGAAACCAUCUCUAGUCUGCUGGCAUCAGUGACGCUUGAUCUCAGCCAGUAUGCCCUGGAUAUUGUGAAAGGCCUGGCUAAUCAGCUGAAAUCCAACAGCCCCCGCCUGAUGGACGAAGCUGUGCUGGCCUUGCACAACCUGGCCCGCCAGUGCAGUGAUUCCUCAGCUAUGGAGACUCUGACCAGGCACCUAUUUGCAAUCCUUGGAGGCUCAGAAGGAAAACUAACCAUUGUAGCCCAGAAGAUGAGCGUCCUCUCAGUUCAUGAAGGCACUUUGGUACACGCUGUCUCUGUCCUGGCUCUCUGGUGCAACCGGUUCACUACAGAAGUUCCCAAGAAGCUAAUUGACUGGUUCAAGAAAGCUUUCAGCCUUAAAACUUCCACCUCUGCAGUGAGACACGCCUACCUGCAGUGCAUGCUGGCCUCCUUCCGAGGUGACACAUUGUUGCAGGCACUGGAUUUACUGCCCUUGCUCACUCAGACAGUGGAGAAGGCAGCUUCCCAGAGCACUCAGGUUCCCACCGUCACUGAAGGGGUCGCUGCAGCCUUGCUGCUCUCAAAGCUUUCUGUGGCUGAUUCACAGGCAGAGGCCAAAUUAGGCAGCUUUUGGCAGCUGGUCGUGGAUGAGAAGAAGCAGAUUUUCACUUCAGAGAAAUUCCUACUCUUGGCUUCCGAGGAUGCCCUUUGUACUGUGUUGCAUUUGACCGAAAGACUUUUUCUUGACCACUCGCAUAGACUCACCGGCAACAAAGUUCUGCAGUACUACCGGGCCUUGGUGGCAGUGCUCCUGAGCCGCACCUGGCACGUGCGUAGGCAAGCUCAGCAGACGGUUCGGAAACUGCUGUCCUCUCUCGGGGGCUUUAAGCUUGCCAGUGGCCUCCUGGAGGAGCUGAAGAAUGUCCUCACGUCUCAUAAGGUGCUGCCCUUAGAAGCUCUUCUGACUGAUGCUGGAGAGAUGACCGAUACAGGAAAGGCCUAUGUGUCUCCACGAGUCCUGCAGGAGGCUCUGUGUGUCAUCUCUGGGAUCCCAGGACUCGAGGGUGAUGUCACUAGUACGGAACAGCUGGCCCGGGAGAUGCUGAUCAUCUCCCAUCACCCAUCCUUAGUGGCAGUACAGUCUGGACUCUGGCCAGCACUUCUCACCAAAAUGAAGAUUGACCCUGAAGCCUUCAUCACCAGGCAGUUGGAUCAGAUCAUUCCCAGGAUUGCCACACAGAGUCCCCUGAACCAGUCUUCCAUGAAUGCCAUGGGCUCCCUUUCCAUCUUGUCCCCGGAUCGGGUCCUUCCACAGCUCAUCAGUACUAUCACUGCCUCUGUGCAGAACCCUGCACUGCGCUUGGUGACUCGGGAGGAGUUUGCCAUCAUGCAGACUCCUGCCGGGGAGCUGUUUGACAAAUCCAUCAUCCAGAGUGCUCAGCAGGACAGCAUAAAAAAGGCCAACAUGAAACGAGAGAACAAAGCUUAUUCCUUCAAGGAGCAGAUCAUUGAGCUGGAGCUGAAGGAGGAGAUAAAGAAGAAGAAAGGCAUAAAAGAGGAGGUGCAGCUGACCAGCAAGCAGAAGGAAAUGCUGCAGGCCCAGCUGGACAAGGAGGCACAGAUCCGGAGACGACUACAAGAGCUGGAUGGGGAGCUGGAGGUGGCAUUAGGACUGCUAGACACCAUCCUGACCAAGAACCCGUCUGGCUUGACCCAGUACAUCCCUGUUUUGAUCGACUCCUUCUUACCCUUGCUGAAAUCUCCUUUGGCUGCUCCCAGGAUCAAGAGCCCCUUCCUGUCUUUGGCAGCUUGUGUUAUGCCCCGUAGGCUCAAGGCUUUGGGCAUUUUGGUGAGCCAUGUGACACUGCGCCUGCUAAAGCCAGAGUGUGCUCUGGAUAAGUCCUGGUGCCAGGAGGAUCUGUCAGUGGCUGUGAAGAGAGCAGUGACUUUGCUGCACACUCACACAAUCACCAGCAGGGUGGGCAAGGGCGAGCCAGAUGCUGCACCCCUGUCUGCACCAGCCUUCUCCUUGGUCUUCCCAUUGCUGAAGAUGGUGCUUACUGAAAUGCCCCACCACAGCGAGGAGGAGGAGGAGCAGAUGGCCCAGAUUCUCCAGAUCCUCACUGUUCAUGCUCAGCUGAGGACCUCCCCUGACACCCCUCCUGGCCGUGUGGACGAGAAUGGUCCUGAGUUGCUGCCUCGUGUGGCCAUGCUGCGUCUGCUGACCUGGGUGAUCGGGACAGGUUCGCCCCGACUGCAGGUUCUUGCUGCAGAUACACUGAGCACGCUGUGUGCCAGCAGCAGUGGCGAGGACGGCUGCGCCUUCGCAGAGCAGGAGGAGGUGGAUGUGCUACUCUGUGCCUUGCAGUCCCCUUGUGCCAGCGUGCGGGAGACUGCGCUCCGGGGGCUGAUGGAGCUCCAGCUGGUGUUACCAACACCUGAUAGUGAUGAGAAGAAUGGCCUGAGCCUUCUGCGGAGGCUCUGGGUGGUCAAGUUUGACAAGGAGGAGGAGGUCCAGAAGCUGGCCGAGAGGCUCUGGUUGACCAUGGGCCUCGAUCUGCAGCCAGAUCUCUGCUCCCUGCUGAUUGAUGAUGUGAUCUAUCACGAGGCAGCUGUGCGGCAGGCUGGGGCUGAAGCCCUCUCUCAGGCCGUGGCUCGGUACCAGUGGCAGGCAGCAGAAGUCAUGGGCAGGCUCAUGGAGAUCUAUCAGGAGAAGCUCUAUAGGCCACCCCCAGUACUGGAUGCUUUGGGUCGAGUAAUUUCAGAAUCCCCUCCGGAUCAGUGGGAAGCCAGGUGUGGUCUGGCUUUGGCCCUCAAUAAGCUCUCGCAGUAUUUGGACAGCUCUCAGGUGAAGCCACUCUUUCAGUUUUUUGUCCCUGAUGCUCUCAACGAUCGAAAUCCAGAUGUCCGGAAGUGCAUGUUAGAUGCAGCCCUUGCAACACUCAAUGCCCAUGGGAAGGAGAACGUCAACUCGCUGCUGCCAGUGUUUGAGGAGUUUCUGAAGGAUGCUCCCAAUGAUGCCAGCUAUGACGCCGUGCGGCAGAGUGUGGUAGUCCUCAUGGGUUCUUUGGCCAAGCACCUGGACAAGAGCGACCCCAAAGUGAAGCCAAUUGUUGCCAAGCUCAUCGCUGCCCUCUCCACCCCUUCCCAGCAGGUCCAGGAGUCUGUGGCCAGCUGCUUACCUCCUCUUGUGCCUGCUAUCAAGGAGGAUGCUGGAGGAAUGAUCCAGCGACUCAUGCAGCAGUUGCUGGAGUCGGACAAGUAUGCAGAGCGCAAAGGGGCAGCAUACGGGCUGGCAGGCCUGGUGAAGGGCCUGGGCAUCCUCUCCCUGAAGCAGCAGGAAAUGAUGGCAGCGCUGACUGAUGCCAUUCAGGAUAAGAAGAACUUCCGCAGGCGAGAGGGAGCCCUGUUUGCCUUUGAGAUGCUCUGCACGAUGCUGGGGAAGCUGUUCGAGCCCUAUGUGGUUCAUGUGCUGCCCCAUUUGCUGCUGUGCUUUGGGGAUGGGAACCAGUAUGUGCGUGAGGCUGCAGAUGACUGUGCCAAGGCUGUGAUGAGCAACCUCAGUGCUCAUGGCGUGAAGCUAGUGCUCCCUUCCUUACUGGCUGCCCUGGAGGAGGAAUCCUGGCGGACCAAAGCUGGGUCAGUGGAGUUGCUUGGAGCAAUGGCAUAUUGUGCUCCCAAACAGCUGUCAUCCUGCCUACCCAACAUUGUGCCCAAGCUCACAGAGGUGCUGACUGACUCCCACGUCAAAGUCCAGAAGGCUGGACAGCAGGCACUCAGGCAGAUUGGCUCCGUCAUCCGGAACCCGGAGAUCCUGGCCAUUGCCCCUGUCCUGCUGGAUGCCCUGACGGACCCAUCGAGAAAGACCCAGAAGUGCCUGCAGACCCUGCUGGACACCAAAUUUGUCCACUUCAUUGAUGCUCCAUCUCUGGCCCUCAUCAUGCCCAUUGUCCAGAGAGCCUUUCAGGAUCGUUCUACCGACACCCGCAAGAUGGCAGCACAGAUUAUUGGCAACAUGUACUCCCUGACAGACCAGAAGGAUUUGGCUCCUUACCUGCCCAGUGUAACACCUGGCCUGAAGGCCUCACUUUUGGACCCUGUGCCUGAGGUGCGGACAGUGUCUGCAAAGGCUCUUGGGGCUAUGGUAAAGGGCAUGGGGGAAUCCUGUUUUGAGGACUUGUUGCCAUGGCUGAUGGAGACACUGACGUAUGAGCAGAGCUCUGUGGAUCGCUCAGGCGCUGCACAAGGGUUGGCUGAGGUCAUGGCUGGUUUGGGAGUAGAGAAGUUAGAGAAGCUGAUGCCAGAAAUUGUGGCUACAGCCAGUAAAGUGGACAUUGCACCCCAUGUUCGAGAUGGCUACAUCAUGAUGUUCAACUACUUGCCCAUCACCUUUGGGGACAAGUUCACCCCUUAUGUGGGGCCCAUCAUUCCCUGUAUCCUCAAAGCCCUGGCUGAUGAGAACGAGUUUGUGCGAGACACUGCCCUGCGUGCCGGCCAACGGGUCAUCUCCAUGUAUGCUGAGACAGCUAUCGCACUGCUGCUGCCCCAACUGGAGCAAGGCCUCUUUGAUGACCUCUGGAGGAUCCGGUUUAGUUCUGUUCAGCUCCUUGGGGAUCUCCUAUUCCACAUCUCAGGGGUUACUGGGAAAAUGACCACAGAAACUGCGUCUGAGGAUGAUAACUUUGGAACUGCCCAGUCAAACAAGGCAAUCAUCACUGCCCUGGGGGUUGAUCGUCGGAAUCGGGUACUGGCAGGGCUCUACAUGGGCCGCUCAGACACCCAGCUGGUGGUGCGACAGGCCUCUCUGCACGUGUGGAAGAUUGUUGUCUCCAAUACUCCCCGCACCUUGCGAGAGAUCCUGCCAACUCUCUUUGGUCUCCUUCUGGGUUUCCUGGCCAGUACUUGUGCAGAUAAGAGAACGAUUGCAGCUAGAACACUGGGUGAUCUUGUCCGGAAGCUUGGGGAGAAAAUCCUUCCUGAGAUCAUCCCCAUCCUUGAGGAAGGCCUGAGAUCUCAGAAGAGCGAUGAAAGGCAGGGAGUGUGCAUCGGGCUGAGUGAGAUCAUGAAAUCCACCAGCCGAGACGCUGUGUUGUAUUUCUCUGAGUCCCUCGUGCCCACAGCGAGGAAGGCUUUGUGUGACCCGUUGGAGGAGGUCCGAGAGGCGGCAGCCAAGACCUUUGAGCAGCUACACUCCACCAUCGGCCACCAGGCUCUGGAGGACAUUCUCCCAUUUUUAUUGAAGCAGCUGGAUGAUGAUGAUGUGUCAGAAUUUGCCCUGGACGGUCUAAAGCAAGUUAUGGCCAUUAAGAGUCGCGUAGUGCUGCCCUACCUCGUCCCCAAGCUGACAACGCCACCUGUCAAUACCCGGGUGCUGGCUUUCCUUUCAUCUGUGGCUGGUGAUGCUCUUACUCGUCAUCUUGGUGUGAUCCUCCCCGCAGUCAUGUUGGCCCUGAAGGAAAAGCUGGGGACUCCAGAUGAGCAGCUGGAGAUGGCCAAUUGUCAGGCUGUGAUCCUUUCAGUGGAGGAUGACACUGGGCACCGGAUAAUCAUAGAGGAUCUGUUAGAAGCCACACGCAGCCCUGAGGUGGGCAUGAGGCAGGCAGCUGCCAUCAUCCUCAACAUCUACUGUUCUCGCUCCAAAGCUGACUACACCAGUCACCUGCGGAGCCUGGUCUCAGGCCUGAUCCGCCUCUUUAAUGACUCCAGUCCCGUGGUUCUGGAGGAGAGCUGGGAUGCACUAAAUGCCAUCACCAAGAAGCUGGAUGCUGGCAACCAGCUGGCGCUGAUCGAAGAGCUGCAUAAGGAAAUCCGGCUCAUAGGCAACGAAAGCAAAGGCGAGCAUGUGCCUGGCUUCUGCCUCCCAAAGAAGGGGGUAACCUCCAUCCUUCCAGUAUUGCGGGAAGGAGUCCUUACUGGCAGUCCUGAGCAAAAAGAAGAAGCAGCCAAAGCUUUAGGCUUGGUGAUCCGCCUGACCUCGGCUGAUGCCCUGAGGCCUUCUGUGGUCAGCAUCACUGGCCCUCUGAUUCGCAUCCUGGGGGACCGGUUCAGCUGGAAUGUGAAGGCAGCUCUGCUCGAGACACUCAGCCUCUUGCUGGCUAAGGUUGGGAUUGCCCUGAAGCCCUUUCUGCCCCAGCUGCAGACUACUUUCACCAAAGCCCUGCAGGACUCCAACCGGGGCGUGCGCCUAAAGGCUGCUGAUGCCCUGGGGAAGCUUAUUUCCAUCCACAUCAAGGUAGACCCCCUCUUCACAGAGCUGCUCAAUGGAAUUCGUGUCAUGGAAGACCCAGGUGUCAGGGACACCAUGCUGCAGGCCCUGAGGUUUGUGAUUCAGGGAGCGGGUGCCAAAGUGGAUGCUGUCAUAAGGAAAAACAUUGUCUCACUUCUGCUGAGCAUGCUGGGACAUGAUGAGGAUAACACACGGAUCUCCUCAGCUGGAUGCCUGGGGGAGUUGUGUGCCUUUUUGACAGAAGAGGAGCUCAGCACUGUCCUUCAGCAGUGCUUGCUAGCUGACGUAUCUGGAGUUGACUGGAUGGUUCGGCAUGGGCGGAGCCUGGCACUGUCCGUGGCUGUUAAUGUGGCUUCCAGCAGACUCUGUGCAGGCAGAUACAGCAGUGAAGUUCAGGACAUGAUCCUCAGCAAUGCUGUGGCAGACAGGAUCCCCAUCGCAGUGAGUGGAAUCCGGGGCAUGGGCUUCCUGAUGAAGUACCACAUUGAGACAGGAGGUGGUCAGAUGCCACCCAGACUCUCCAGCCUGUUCAUUAAGUGUCUUCAGAACCCAUCCAGUGACAUCAGGCUGGUAGCUGAGAAGAUGAUCUGGUGGGCAAACAAGGACCCAUUGCCUCCAUUGGAGCCCCAGACUAUCAAGCCCCUCUUGAAGGCUCUUCUGGACAAUACCAAGGAUAAGAACACUGUUGUGAGGGCCUACAGCGACCAGGCCAUUGUGAACCUGCUCAAGAUGAGGCAGGGAGAGGAGCUGUUUCAGUCCCUCUCCAAGAUCCUGGAUGUGGCCAGCUUGGAGGCACUGAAUGAAUGCAACCGAAGGUCCCUGAAGAAGCUGGCUGGUCAGGUGGACUCCACAGAGCAGGUGGAUGACACCAUUCUGACGUGACGUGAUAGACAGACCUGGGCUGCUGCAGCCACUCAGCUCCACACCUUUGUUCACUGUUUUCAUUUUUGAAAAUACGUUUUUUCGGAUGGGGAGCUUAGAAGAUGGUGUUCCCAGAAAGUAUUUUAAUACAGCAACUGACCACACAGCCAAAGCCUUAAAAUCAAUCACACACAACUGAAAAUUGCCUCUUCCAUCUUCCACCCUUUUCUUUGGAGAAAAGAAGGAAAAGCACAUGUGUAAGCCUCAUCAAGUGGCGGCCUAGGGCCAUUUGGCCAGCUCAACACAGCUGGGCGUAGGACAAGGAGGGCCAGAAUUCAGGCUCCUCUUCUCCUGUGCUUGAGCUCUGGGUCAGGAGCUGGCACUUCCAACCUUUGCCUCGAUUCUGAGUAGGGGCACAGAACUGCAGAGUUCUAGUGUGUCUUGGCUUGGCUUUUCAGUUUUGUGGGGCCUGAUUGGAUCUAACCUGUUAAGGGAAAGGGGUACUCAACCAGCUCUAGCAGUUCCAAGUCUGGGGGAGGGCAUAGAUUUUCGUGCAGGCCAUUUGAAGGAGGAAGGUUUAAUAAAGGCUUUGAUUUGCUCUUGAUAGAAGCAGGUUUUUUUGUUUUGUUUUUAAUCACCUUCAAACAUCAUGAAGCUUCCUACAUUAGGAGUAAGAAACGGUUUGCAACUUUUUGUAAGUAUGGGCAGCACUCAGGUUUCUGGAUGUUUCCUUACCAUGCUUUCAGAAGUCAUGUCCAUCCCUACAAACUUCUGUGUCCCGAGGUCGGUAUGUAAACCAGGCUUGGGAGUCCCCACCCCCAUUGUGGGGAAGAUGGGCUGAAUCAGCCACUUUUGGGAUAUGUCUUGAUGUGGAUAAGGACGGAGCUUCUGGAGGUGCAUUUAGAGAAAUUCGGCCUCUGGAGCAAUGUUUCUACAGUCCAAGGACUUGGAAGAGGAAACCAGAGUUGCAGUUCAGCAUCUGCCUCCUUUAUGAAUGACUUCCUUCCUCCUGAUUCUUAGAAGGCUCGUGACACAUGUCCUGUUUGAUGGAGCACACCCCACUGGGCCCUAGUGACGCAAGUUUUUCUGAGCUGUUUUCCUGGUCACAAUGUGGAACAAACCUUUUAUCAAAGUUAUGGGCCAGAGCUGUAAAA
Dipodomys ordii (Ord's kangaroo rat) is the source of this 9064-nucleotide messenger RNA. It is a transcript of the gene Gcn1, whose product is annotated as GCN1 general control of amino-acid synthesis 1-like 1 (yeast). Gene Ontology annotation, biological process: regulation of translation; cellular response to amino acid starvation. Gene Ontology annotation, molecular function: protein kinase regulator activity. The coding region runs from base 15 to 7931 and encodes 2638 amino acids. Gene Ontology annotation, cellular component: cytosol. NCBI's taxonomy places the organism in Eukaryota, Metazoa, Chordata, Mammalia, Rodentia, Heteromyidae. The record is from RefSeq and is a predicted model, not a curated record. The transcript is spliced from 57 exons.